AUGGCAGGAGACGAGGCCGAAAUCGAGAAGCCAGUGCUUGACCGACGUCGAGCAGGCCUUGCAACUUCUGCUGGCACCGAGGAACCGGGAGCAUUCGCGAGCUUGUGUGGUCAGGCAGUGGACCAGCUGGACGUGUCAGAGACGGGCCGUGAGAUGCUCCGGGCUUAUGCACUGUUCACAGCCAUGGAAGAUGCCACUGAAGUUGCCAUGAGACGGUUCGGGUGUGGCCUGCGAGAAGCUGGGCUGGUUGCAUCAGUGAAUCAGGAGCGACAUCGAUACCAGGAUGCAGCAGCACGGCUUGCCUUUCAAGAUGAAGAGGAGGUUCUUGAGGCGCGCAGCCGGGAAGCGGCUGACAAGGCGGACAAAUGCAGAAGUGAUGCGCAGGAAAGAGCAGGCAAGCUGCGAACUUCCAAGGAGGGCUUCACUGAGACGAUCUCCGCCUUUCGCAAAGCCAAGGAAACCUUCCUGGCAGACAACCAAAUCCUGCAGCAGCGCCGCAGAGCUCUGGACCAGUCGGCGCAGGAUGUGCGCCGAUGCCAGGCCAAGCUGAGGGAGGCCCCGGCCACAUCAAGCCGCUGGCAGAAGCACUUCGAGCUUGGAGCCGACUUUCGAGGCAACUGGUUGCAAGGACCAGCUGCAGCAAGCUCUGGCGGUGUCGGGGCCGUUUCGCUGCGCGCCUUGCGCCGCGGCGGCGUUUCGCGCCGUCCAAGGCUGCCUGGCAUCCUGGAGGGCGAAGUGGCAAAGAGCUCAGACCCGCGAGCGGAUGCGAGCGGCGUGAACGCCUCCGCGAGCCGCUUCCGCGAGGCUCGAGACGAGACGGGCGAAGUGGCCUUGGAAGACUCCCUGAAGACGGCAGCUUUGUCAUCCCUGAAGCUGCCUGCAGAGGUGCGUGCGACAGCAUGCGACAGCCAGCUGGGGAAAUUUCGGCGUGCCAGGCUAGAGGAAGCUUCGACAAGGCCGUCCUGGAGCAGCUCCACGGAGCCCUUUCAAGGCUUCUGGAGGUGCAGCGACGGGUUACGGGUGGACGGGUGGAUGCCGCCACCCUCUCGAAUCCACUCCAGCUAUUUGCAGGCCUUGCCCGGGGCAGAAGCUGAGCAGCUGGCUGUCGAGGCUCAGAGCCACAUCGAAUCACAGCGACUCACGGCGGCCGUUCCGAGCGGGAGCGGACAGGAGGCUCGCGUGUCCGAGGAGGCUGCCGCGUCUGCCUUUGUCCAGGCCGAAAGCGGGGCGCGGGCAGCACAGAGCAGGAGCGCGCAUGCUCUGCGCCUCUGCGAGCUGGAGCUCCGCUGGGCUCAAGGUGCGGAGGGUGCCGCUCUGGAGUGCCUUCAAGAAAACGAGCAGGAGCUUGGAAGAGAGCUUCGCCAGUUCGAGCGUGAGCUGAAGGCUACCAACGAAGCACUGCAUCAGUUCAGACACGGUCCAAUGGCAUCGCUCAAGGUCCUGCAAGAGCCGGAAAUCGCGGUGGUGCCACUGAAGACCCCCACGAAGGGAAAGCAGGACAGCCAUGUGCAUGACCCAACAUCGGCAGGAGUCCCCACGCCUGUGCGAGCUGCUGCAGUACUGCAGAGAAGCAACAACACCAUGUGUAUCUUUGCAACAAAAUGUGCCACAUGUCGCUUUCGAUCCGGCAGCCGUACACUCGGCACCCAGAUGGGGUCCAAUGCCGACUCUGCGUCAUCAGGCCCACCGGAGGAAGCAGAAGUCCAGAUUGCAAGGGCCCGGCGUGCUCUUGAUAGACUCGCGAAUGAGGUUCAGGUGGUGGCCGCAGAGUUUGAGGGCUCCGAAGUCGAGGAUGACUUUCCGGACUUACCGGUCUUCUUGAGUUUGCCCCCCGAUGAGGUGUCACGAACGACGCUGCGGCUGAUGCGGAAGCUCCUCUGUCGCCGAUCGGAGGCCUCUGCCGCAGCUUUAGCAGAGCAGCGGCUGAUGGCCUGGACAUGGCAGUGGCUAGCGAUGGAUGCUGGUCAGCGACAAGAGCUGUGCCGACUGGCGGUGCAAGGAGGGGCGUCCCUGCCUGCGCAAGUCCAGGCCCGUCACCUCGCCUUGUUGAUCGACGUGCACUUGGCCCGGUCAUGGUGGGAGGAAAGGCAGCAGAUGCUGGCGCUGGGCGUAGCGUGCGACGAAGCGGCGUCAAGCGAGGAGACCAUUCGAGCCACUCGACGCCAGGAAAGAGGUGCAAGGGUGUGGCAAAUUGCCGUGUCCGCCAUGGCAGUGCUUCCCGAUACGGAGCUGGAUCUGAUCGGCCAGGCAGCCGUUGCGGAGGCGCAGCUGGUCCUGUCCCCCAUCAGCAUGGCAAGGGCGGUAUUGCACUUGGCCCCUUCCCGGAGGAGGCAGCUGAUGGAGAUCCUGAUCCAGGAAGGCAUACUGGAGGAGUCAUCUGCUUCAAGGUUAUUCCGGGCCUUGACAGCCCUGGAUUCCAUGUUGGGCACCGACGUGCUCGAUGCGCUGCUGAUUGGGAUGGAUACCGUGUGUGCUGGGGUGAGCUGGAGUGCAAAUGCCCUGGACUCGAUCGGGAAGCUGGGCUCCAGCACACUGAGUUCCGUGGGUGCCCUGGGCUCCUGGUCUUACCAAGCCAUUUGCUCGGAAGGCGAGCUGGAGCUGGGCACGUGCGAGGCCGAGGAGCCUGGUGCGGGUGGCGACGAAACGCAGCCCUCAGAGCUUUGUGCUCAGGAGCCCAGCCGGCCCGCGCGCAGCGCAUCUCCCAGGCUCAGUGCUGCGCCCGCGGAUCCCAAAGACUUCCUUUGA
Messenger RNA from Symbiodinium sp. CCMP2592, 2745 nucleotides. The record is from the annotation of a GenBank genome assembly. Lineage: Eukaryota; Dinophyceae; Suessiales; Symbiodiniaceae.